GUUCCUGUCGGUGAAUCAGUCCGCCUGCGUGCGUUGGAGGCACUCACGCGGUUAGAGUGUACUGUAACGAGGUGCAGGAUGCGGACGGGAGAGCGCCUGGCAACAUCUUCCUUUUGGCACGUACGCGGAGAGUGAGAAUAGUUGGCAAAGAAAGAUAAACGAAGAAACACGGUCAUGAAAAAGAAGACGAAGAAAAAGAGCGCGAGCGAAAAAAGUGCAGACGACCGAAGGACUUGGCAGAUAACGUCAAAGGCGUGCGGGGAAAAGCUAUAACAGCUGUAAAAACGGCAGCCCAGGAGGUGCGAGACAUCGCGAUAAACUCACCGGCACCACGAGAUCCACCGGAGAACGAGCGAAGACGUCCCACUUCGAGGCAAGGGAGAGCUACCGAAUUUGACUGAACGACAUCUGUUCAGGCGUGCUUAGGAUUUUCUGUUUUCACUCCGGUAUGGAGCGUCAUCCGAGCUCAUCGACCUUUGACGACCGUUUUAUCUGCAGGGCUCCACCACCUUCCGUUCAUCGCAGCAUUCAACGACGCCCGAGGUGAUAGUGCGAAACUCCUUUGCGGAGAUCGGAAGGUGAAGUGACUGCACCUUUGGGUGCGCGUCGUGACAGAAUGAGAAAAAAAGACCAAAAUGAAAUGGAAAGAAGGGGCAACUGGAGUGAGUACAGCUAGGAGACAGCCCAAAACGCAGCACCUGAUGCGGGAGGACCACCCAAAGUAGUCGCACGAUGGCGAAAAUUAACCUGAAGGAGUUGCCGAUGAAGGCGCACUACUUCUUCUACUACGGCGCUCUUUCUGGCUUCCUGCCCUUUAUCGGCGUCCUGAUUAAGGACCGUGGAGUGUCUGCCGUCGAAGUGGGCCUUAUCUACACCGUGGCACCCUUUUUCUCCGCGGCUUCAAAACCCAUCUUCGGAGCAAUCGUCGACCGCUCAAAAAAGAUCAAGGUCGUCAUCCUGUCUUUCCUUAUCUGCAUCAUGGGAACGUUCGCAGCGAUAAACUUCCUGCCCGCCGUAACUGGAGGGGUGACAGGAGGUGCUAGUUCCACUCACAACUUACUUCUCGUGAUACCCAUCGCCGCACUAAAUUUUACGCAAAUGGCUUCAGUGGACCCGUUCUGCGACCUGUCCUGCGUCCAGCAAGGUAAUCAAUCAGUAAACAACGUGCAGCACGAAAAUGUAAGAGUGCGUGCUAACGUCAGUGAGAUGAACCUAACGCUAAGCUUCCCUCCCAGUGACUACGAAAAUGUUUCUGGAGCUUGCACUACAUUCUGUGCUUUUAUGGACAGUGGUCCAGAACUUGCAUCGGGUUCUGUCCUAGCAACGGCAGUAUUCUGGUUGUACUGCAUCUUCGUGACGGUCAACUACGCGGCCAUAGGCUGCGCCAACUCUUUGACGGACACAGGGUGCUUCGAGCUUCUUGAAAGCGAAGGUCCUGACUCCAAGAAUCGAUUCGGCUUGCACCGGUUGUGGGGCACCGUGGGAUGGGGCGUAUUUGCCGCCGGCAGCGGAUAUCUCAUCGAUGGCCUCAAGGGGACGAAUGAUCCAUCGUCUAGAACGGACUAUUCUGCGGGCUUCUAUUUAGCUGCCGCGCUGAUGCUCGUCGAUGCAGCCUGCGUCCGCAUUUGCGACAUAAGGAAAAGCAAGAGCACCGAGAGUAUUGCCAAGGACGUGUUCCGGCUCGUCUACAAGGACAGUCGCGUGUGGUUCCUCCUCCUGGACGCCACCAUCGGCGGGGUGUUCGUGGGUAUUGUGUGGCAGUACCACUUCUGGUACUUGGACAACCUGGGUGCUUCCUCGGCGCUCAUGGGCGCUACCGUGGCCGUGCGGAGCUUCGCCGAACUUCCGGUCUUUGUUUGCGCGGGUUGGACCAUUGGCAAGACGGGACACGUGUUCGUAAUGCGCGCCGCUCUUGUGUCGAUGGCGGUCUCCUUCGUGUUGUACUCGAUAAUUGUUAACCCCUGGGUGACCCUUCCUGUGGAGCUACUGCUCGGUUUGGCUCUCGGAGCCUUUUUCACGGCCAUUCCUUCCUACGCCGAGGAGGUCGCGCCACCUGGAACCGAGGCCACAACUAUGGGACUCGUGAUGGGCUUCUUUGAAGGCAUCGGUACUGCGCUCGGCGGCAUGGUGGGUGGCGCUGGCUUCGAAUGGCUGGGUGGUGCUUCCACCUUCCAGCUGGUGGCCGCGGCCGGUUUCGCGUGGUGCCUGCUGGCGUACGCGCUGGACUCCUCACUCGCCUACCUCGCACGAUCAGGCAGACAGGGCCGCUCAGCGAAAGCCAAGAAGAGAGCUGCUGCUGCCCUUUCCUCGGAACUUGGCUCCGGCAGCGAUGUUGUGUCAGCGGAAAGGAAACCGUACGCCUACACUCCCGUAGAAACAAACGUGUGACACGUAUGUACACACCAAGUGCUCGAACUGAUCAGCGAUCCCUCGCAGCGGGCAGUGUGCCUCGUUUACGGAAACAAAAAUCCGCAGUGUUCCAAUGUGAUUCACGAACAGCCACGUGUGCUCAGGAGUGCUCGAACCUCGACACUGCUCAUAUCUUCGACGAAUGGCGAAAGACACGGCUCACAGUUAUACACACGAUAUACCCGACAAGCAUGACCAUGACUCGAUCGAACGAAACCCAUGCGAUUCCCGACAUCGCAGACCUCUCCACCCCCCUCUCUCUCCUUUUCUUUUUUUUUUCAGUCCGCUGUAGCAUCAGCAAUGGGGUGAACGAGACCUAGUUGUGAAACUAUAUUGUGGCAAAUGUAGAAGAUUGUGAAAUUCAGUGACGUAUUCUUUGUCAUGCCUUACUAGUCCCAAUUUCAAGCGCAUCGCUCUCACUUACCCCGUGCAUCUGGGUGUAUUGUGUGUAGUGUUAUUGGCUAUAUUCUCAUGUGACUUCAACGAAAAGAUAUCGCGCUGAGCAGUUAUGGCGUAUGCAUAAACGAUGGUCUUAUAUUUGCGUAUAAAAAAGUGAAAGAAAAUAACCAACAUACAGUCCUGAUAA
This is a messenger RNA of Rhipicephalus microplus (southern cattle tick), 2995 nucleotides long. Its product is annotated as major facilitator superfamily domain-containing protein 6-like. Lineage: Eukaryota; Metazoa; Arthropoda; Arachnida; Ixodida; Ixodidae. Gene Ontology annotation, molecular function: transmembrane transporter activity. Gene Ontology annotation, cellular component: membrane. The record is from RefSeq and is a predicted model, not a curated record.